ACCAGCAGCUGCGCGUCGCAUCGCAUCCUCCUCUCCUCCGCCCUCCACACCACCGCCGCCUCUCGCAACUCCGCUGCCACGCACCGUCCUAAUUCCUAUCCGCCCUCCUCCUUGUCGCCAUGGGGAGCUUAGGUACCUACCGUUUCAAAUGGCCUCAUGCCGCCGAAGAGGUCAUCGUCACCGGCACCUUUGACAACUGGGCCAAGAGCAUCAAGUUGGACAAGAAGAACUGGGUGCACGAGAAGACCGUGGAGAUCCCCCACACCAAAGACGAGAUUCUGUAUAAAUUCGUCGUCAACGGCCAGUGGAGAACGGAUCCGUCGCACGCCAUCAAGAGGGACCAUGAAGGCAACGAGAACAACGUCCUCGAUCCUGAAGACAUUCUUCCCGCUGCCGCCGGUGGCAUGAUCACCACCGUCGCACCAGGCGCAACCACCGCUGCUCUCGCUGGCGCACAGCCUCUCACCAACGCCACCAAGGACAUGCCCGGUGCAUUCCCCAGCACCCCCAUGGAAUCAGGCCCGGUCCCCACGCUACAAGAUCGCACCGUUGGUGUCAACCCCCUCCCGGCCACCGCGGGCGCUGGUAACCCCAUCAGUCUGCAGCCGGGUGAGAAAGUGCCCGACCCUAGCACCUUUACCAGCAACACCAUUGCGAGCACCGUGACUACCGACAAGGCUUCCUACGAAAGAGGUGCAGGCGGUGUGACGCGGUCCUCGCCAGACAAAGUGGAUGACUCUGCUGCACACUUCGGCCGACCAGCAGCGGGCGGCACCAUCAUCCCCGAAUCAAGCUUGCCCAUGGGCAACAGCGGUCAAAAGGAUGUCACCGACCCGACCAUCUCCUCUGCCGGUCCAGGCAGCACCACCGCCGCUCUCGCAGGACAGCAACCCAUCCAGCCCCGCGGCGAGCCGCAAGUGAUUAGCAAAGAUGCGGACGCCAACAAGGGCCAGGGAAUUGCAGGCUACGCCGCAGCAGGCGUCGGAGCUGCCGGUGUAGCUGUAGCAGGCGCGGCCGUGGCUGCCAACAAGCUAGUCAAAGACAAGACCGGCAAGGAUCCCGUCAGCUCGCUCCCGCAAAGCGCUCAGGACGCAAUUCACCAGAACGCCGAAUCCUCCAACCUUCCGGAGAAGGUGGGCGCCGAGCGCGACACCGCUACGACUGUGCCCUCGGAAGUCAAGGACUCCUUGAAGGAGGCGGGCCAGGCACCAGAAGCCGCGUCGAAUGCCACCGCAGUGCAGGAGAAGAGCACGGUGGAGAAGGAGCUGUUGUCCAAGGUUCCCGAGACGAAUGCUCAAGGCGCCCCAGCACCCACGCAGAGCGCCACCACUGCAGCCAACGCCCCGACCACCACCUCAUCGACUGGAGCGCCGCAGCUCGGCGAUCCCGUUGCAGGCGGAUUGGCACCGAUCAACUUGAACGACAAAGCCGCCCCGACCGCAGUGGCAGGAGGAUUGGCGCCGACCACGCUGAACUACAAGCCCGAUGCGACUGCCGGUUCGGCGCCGACCACCCUAGACUACAAGGCCGCCCCGACGGCCGUGGCAGGAGGUUUGGCCCCAACCACGCUGAGCGACAAGCCCCAAGGUUCCACCGGCGCGGCCUCGACCGCAGCCCCCACGGCCGUAGCAGGAGGUUUGGCCCCCACAACCCUGAGCGACAAGCCCCAAGGUUCCACCGGCGCGGCCUCGACCGCAGCUCCCACGGCCGUAGCAGGAGGUUUGGCCCCCACAACCCUGAGCGACACGCCCCAAGUCACCACCGGCGUGGCCUCGGGCGCCGCUCCCGCAACGAGCACUCCCAGCCAUCCGUCCGCCACCACCGCCGCCCACACCAGCAACGUGGCCAGCACGCCUCACAAGGACUCGACGACGACGACUCCCACCCCGGCCGUCCUGCCGACGCACCAGGGUACGCCGACCAAGAGUUCCGCCGGCGGCAGCUCGCCGUCCACGCCCACGAGCAAGACGAACAAGCGACGGAGCUUCAUGCAGAAGAUCAAGGACAAGCUUCAUCACAAGGACUAGAGGAGCAGGCAUCCCUUGCGGAUGCUGCAAAAGAACAAGAGAGUCGUUUGUGUCCAAUUGUAUAUAAAUCUUGCGUUCAUUCGGGUUUGGCUCUUGUCGUGUUUGCUCGAGGUUGACGGGGAUGAGGGGUUGGAUUUAGUGUGUGCGGGUUUCCGUUUCGAUUAUACCACUUCUGCGCGACGGUGUGUGUUGUUCAUAUCGAAAGCAUGAUGUGUGCUGAAGGGGUUGGACAGGGUAG
Neohortaea acidophila is the source of this 2265-nucleotide messenger RNA. RefSeq lists its product as uncharacterized. Bases 120 to 2027 code for a protein of 635 amino acids. Gene Ontology annotation, molecular function: protein kinase binding. The transcript is spliced from 4 exons. Gene Ontology annotation, cellular component: nucleus; cytoplasm; nucleotide-activated protein kinase complex. NCBI's taxonomy places the organism in Eukaryota, Fungi, Ascomycota, Dothideomycetes, Mycosphaerellales, Teratosphaeriaceae. Gene Ontology annotation, biological process: signal transduction. The record is from RefSeq and is a predicted model, not a curated record.